This is a messenger RNA of Protopolystoma xenopodis, 639 nucleotides long. NCBI's taxonomy places the organism in Eukaryota, Metazoa, Platyhelminthes, Monogenea, Polystomatidea, Polystomatidae. The record is from the annotation of a GenBank genome assembly.
AUGAAUGGUCCGAGACCGAGAUUCACAGCACCUUCGGUACGCCAGAACUGCUGUUCCCCUCGGCCUGACUCACUCAUUUCUUCUCUGUCAUGGGGACUCGGUUUGCCGAAAUGGCUGAUAUCUGAGCGCAUGUGUUGGGUGGAGUUAUUGAAAAAAAAUAAUAAACCAAACAACACAAGCCUCGUCCGAGGAGACGAGACGAGAGGAAGCGGAUUGGUUUGGCUUCGUAAAGUGACACGCUGCCCUCGGCCAGACGGUCUAAUUAACCGAGAGACCAUGUACCAACAACAUCUGUUGGCCUCUUUAACCUGGCGUCAAAGGGUGCCUGUCUGUGUUCGCGUGUUUGGUUGGUUUCUAUUGUUUUUCUCGACAAGACUUUAUGAAAUUAUCAACACUCAACCGAGCCAACCGUCUCUCCAGGCUGACUGUUACGUCACUAUGGCCAUUUCUGCCGGGCAGACAUACCAAAAAUGGUCUUUUGGUUGGGAAGACACUCGGCCUCCAUUCACUAGGGAAAUGGGACUUUUUGUUUUAAAACACAUCACACCACAGGACCCCGGCUCGGCCGAGACUCAACACGGCGGCUCAGUUGAGCUCGAGGGCUCGGGCUUGAAGGCUGAGGUAUCGGAUGAAACUUGA